Messenger RNA from Salmo salar (Atlantic salmon), 2969 nucleotides. RefSeq names its product asc-type amino acid transporter 1. NCBI's taxonomy places the organism in Eukaryota, Metazoa, Chordata, Actinopteri, Salmoniformes, Salmonidae. Gene Ontology annotation, cellular component: membrane. The record is from RefSeq and is a predicted model, not a curated record. Gene Ontology annotation, biological process: D-alanine transmembrane transport; D-serine transmembrane transport. Gene Ontology annotation, molecular function: neutral L-amino acid transmembrane transporter activity; L-amino acid transmembrane transporter activity.
CCUUGGCGUGCAUCGAUGCUGUAUAUGAGCUCAGCUGAAGGGACUGAGUGAGGCAGUGUGUUUAGUUGCGCCUCUCAGACAUGGAUGGGACAGAGAGGAGUCGGCAGAGCUGCGCUGCAGCUCCGCAGGCUGAGACGGACCAGGCGCAACAACAGCCCAUGAUGGAGCUGAACGGGACGGAUCACAGGGACUCGCCGUCUGAUAGAGUCACGCUUAAAAAAGAAAUCGGACUCCUCAGCGCAUGUGCCAUUAUUAUUGGUAACAUCAUUGGUUCGGGGAUAUUCAUCUCUCCUAAGGGGGUGUUGGAGCAUGCUGGUUCGGUGGGUCUGUCCCUUAUCGUAUGGGUGUGUGGAGGAGGCAUCUGUGCUUUGGGCUCCAUGUGUUACGCUGAGCUGGGGGUCACCAUUCCCAAGUCAGGAGGAGACUACUCCUACGUCACAGAGAUAUUCGGAGGACUGGUGGGGUUCCUGCUCCUAUGGAGUGCGGUUCUCAUCAUGUACCCCACCACCCUGGCUGUCAUAGCUCUCACCUUCUCCAACUAUGUCCUGCAGCCGGCCUUCCAGAACUGUGUUCCUCCAUACUUGGCCACCAGGCUUCUCUCCACCAUCUGCAUAUUGUUCCUGACGUGGGUAAAUUGUUCCAGCGUGCGCUGGGCCACCAGGAUCCAGGAUGUGUUCACGGUGGCCAAGCUGCUGGCCCUGGGACUCAUCAUAGUGGUGGGACUGGUGCAGAUCUGCAGAGGUCACUAUGAUGCUCUGAGACCCAGCCAGGCGUUUGAGUUCACACGGGACCCGUCUGUGGGGCAGAUAGCUCUGGCUUUCCUCCAGGCCUCCUUUGCCUUCAGCGGCUGGAACUUCCUGAACUACGUCACUGAGGAGGUGGUCGAGCCACGCAAGAACCUGCCCCGGGCUAUCUACAUAUCCAUUCCCCUGGUGACGUUAGUUUACACUCUGACUAACAUCGCAUACUUCUCCUCCAUGACCCCCGAAGAGCUGUUGGCAUCCAACGCCGUGGCCGUGACAUUUGGUGAGAAGUUGCUGGGUGUUUUUUCCUGGGUGAUGCCUAUCUCUGUAGCUCUGUCGACAUUCGGAGGAAUCAACGGCUACCUCUUCACUUCUUCCAGGUUGUGUUUCUCUGGAGCCAGAGAGGGUCACCUGCCUUACCUGUUGGCCAUGAUCCACCUGAAAAACUGCACCCCUAUUCCCGCUCUACUAGUCUGUUGCGGAGCCACCAUAGUGAUCCUGUGUAUCGGAGAGACUCACAACCUGAUCAACUAUGUCUCCUUUAUUAACUUCCUGUCCUAUGGAGUGACCAUCGCUGGCCUGCUGUACUAUCGCUGGAAGAGACCCAACCUGCUACGACCCAUCAAGGUGAGUGUGUUGGUCCCAAUCAGUUACCUGGUGUUCUGGGCGGUGCUGCUGGGGUUCAGCCUGUACUCGGAGCCCGUGGUGUGUGGCAUGGGGAUCGUCAUCAUGCUCACCGGGGUACCCGUCUACUUCGUGGGAGUCCACUGGAAGAACAAACCUAGAUGUGUCUACAGGGUCGUUGAGUGUGUGACCUACGUGGGUCAGAAGCUGUGUUUCGUGGUGUUCCCCCAAGAAGACCUGUCAGAGAUCACCCCCCUCACAGCCUCGGAUAAACACAAUGACUGAACGACCCCCCUCACAGCCUCGGAUAAACACAACAACUGAACGAGCCCCUUCCUCACAGCCUCGGAUAAACACAACGACUGGACGAGCCCCCUCACAGCCUCGGAUAAACACAACGACUGGACGAGCCCCCUCCUCACAGCCUCCAAUAAACACAACGACUGAACGAGCCCCCUCACAGCCUCCAAUAAACACAACGACUGAACGAGCUCCCUCCUCACAGCCUCGGAUAAACACAACAACUGAACGAGCCCCUCCCUCACAUCCUACGAUAAACACAACGACUGAACGAGCCCCCUCACAGCCUCGGAUAAACACAACAACUGAAUGAGCCCCCUCACAGCCUCGGAUAACACAACAACUGAACGAGCCCCUCCUCACAGACUCGGAUAAACACAACGACUGAACGAGCCCCCUCACAGCCUCGGAUAAACACAACAACUGAACGACCCCCCUCACAGCCUCGGAUAAACCCAACAACUGAACAAGCCCACUCACAUCCUCGGAUAAACACAACGACUGAACGUCUCUCCCCCUCCGUCCAUCUAACAGGGGAUGAGCUGCCAGAACGGUCUGAUCCGUCUGCCUAUCAGGAACUUUUUAAACCUCUUUCUGUUCGUUGCCUUCUGCUCCCUGGAUGCGUCCCCAACUGGCACCCUAUUCCCUAUAUAGUGCACUACUUUUGACCAAAGCACCAUGGGCCCUGGUGUAAAGUAGUGCACUACAUAGGGAAUAGAGUACUAUUUUGGGCCACACAAGGGUCACUCCUCAACAGUAAAGAGAGCGUUUCCAUCCUGGUACUUCUGAGAGGCUGUCUCCAGACUCUUCCAUCCUGGUACUUCUGAGAGGCUGUCUCCAGGCUCUUCCAUCCUGGUACUUCUGAGAGGCUGUCUCCAGACUCUUCCAUCCUGGUACUUCUGAGAGGCUGUCUCCAGGCUCUUCCAUCCUGGUACUUCUGAGAGGCUGUCUCCAGACUCUUCCAUCCUGGUACUUCUGAGAGGCUGUCUCCAGGCUCUUCCAUCCUGGUACUUCUGAGAGGCUGUCUCCAGGCUCUUCCAUCCUGGUACUUCUGAGAGGCUGUCUCAGGCUGUGUUUAGUGGGAGGGGCAUCAGGGAUCAGUAAAGGUUGUAUUGGUCGAUACACCCUCCCCUUCUCUUCACUAGACAGCCAAUGCCAAGUCACCAUACUCAAGGAACUUUUGUUUUAUGAGAUAUUUGUUUUCUUUUUUUUAAUUAGUAUUUGUUUUUGAAAUGAGUCUAAUCUUUGUCAAUUUUAUUGUGCCUUACAAGUGGGGAUAGUUUAAAAAAAAAGUUAUGUUUA